Molecule: messenger RNA, 301 nt
Organism: Cylicocyclus nassatus
Lineage: Eukaryota; Metazoa; Nematoda; Chromadorea; Rhabditida; Strongylidae
Source: the annotation of a GenBank genome assembly
AUUUAAGAUCACGGUUCCAACCUUAGACUCUACAAUGAUUUUCCUUUUCUUCUGUACAUUCGCUUUGCUCUUAUCGCCAGUUGCGACGAAGAGCAUUGUUGAUGAAAGACUUGUUCGAGUAAGACGACAUGGAUCAGGACACCAUGGACAGGGCAUGCUAUCAGGACAGCAAUGGGGACAAGGAAUGCAACCAGGGCAGCAAUGGGGACAGGGCAUGCGACUAGGGCAGCAGUGGCCAGGACAAGGCAUGGGACUAGGAGGAAUGAGACCUGGGAUGGGUCCAUGGAGAUAAAAAUUGCAG